AUGCACAUCAAGGCGCCCAAGUUCUCCAUGCCCGACGUCGACUUCAAUCUGAAGGGCCCCAAGCUCAAGGGCGAUGUGGACGUGUCAGCUCCCAAGCUUGAGGGUGACCUGAAGGGUCCCGAGCUGGACAUCAAGGGCCCCAAGGUCGACAUUGAGGUACCCGACGUGGACGUUCACGGCCCGGAAGGCAAGUUCAAAAUGCCCAAGUUCAAAAUGCCCAAGUUCGGGAUGCCGGGGCUGAAAGGAGACGUUCCAGAGGUGGACGUGAACCUGCCGACAGGACACCUGGAGGUUUCUGGUCCGAAGGUGGAUAUUGAAGGUCCAGAGCUGGACAUUGAAGGUCCCGAGGGGAAGCUGAAGGGCCCCAAGUUCAAGAUGCCCGAGAUGCACAUCAAGGCGCCCAAGAUCUCCAUGCCUGACAUUGACUUGAACUUGAAAGGCCCCAAAGUGAAGGGGGGUGUGGACAUUUCUGCACCUGAUCUGGAAGGUCCUAAGGUUGAGAUUGAGGCUCCUGACCUUGACAUCAAAGGCCCCGAGGGUAAGCUGAAGGGCCCCAAGUUCAAGAUGCCCGAGAUGCACAUCAAGGCACCCAAAAUCUCCACGCCGGACUUCGAUCUCAACCUGAAAGGUCCCAAAGUUAAAGGAGACAUAGACAUGUCGGUGUCGGGAGUUGAAUGUGAACUGAAAGGUCCAGAGGUCAAUGUCGGUGCUCCUAAAUUAGACAUAGGUGCCCCUGAUGUUGACAUUGACAGCCCGGAAGGUAAAUUCAAGUUGCCAAAAUUCAAAAUGCCCAAGUUUUCCAUGCCUGGCUUUAAAGGGGAGGGGGUGGAUGUGGACGUGAACCUCCCGAAGGGAGACGUUGACGUUUCGGGCCCCACCGUAGAUGUAGACGCUCCCGAUCUGAACGUGGAUGGAAAAGUCAAAGGUCCCAAAUUCACGAUGCCCGAGAUGCACAUCAAGGCGCCCAAGGUCUCCAUCCCUGAUGUUGACUUCAACAUUGCUGGGCCCCGGCUCGAAGGUGAUUUGCAAGCGCCCCAAAUCGAUGUGAAAGGCCCCAAAAUAGAGGUUGAGGCUCCCGACGUGACCAUCGAAGGGCCGGAAGGGAAACUCAAAGGCCCCAAAUUCAAGAUGCCCGAGAUGCACAUCAAGGCGCCCAAGUUCUCCAUGCCCGAUGUCGACUUUCAUCUGAAGGGCCCCAGGCUGAAGGGGGACGUGGAUGUCUCGGCACCGAAGCUGGAAGGGGAUUUGCAGUGUCCAGAUGUUGACGUCAAAGGCCCCAGGUUGGACAUUCAGGCGCCCGACGUGAGCCUCGAAGGGCCGGAGGGAAAACUGAAAGGGCCCAAGAUCAAGAUGCCGGAAAUGCACGUCAAGACCCCCCAGAUCUCCAUGCCAGACAUAGACUUGAACCUGAAGGGACUGAAGCUGAAAGGCGAUGCUGACCUUCAGGGCCCGAAGCUCGAGGGAGGUCUGAAGGGUCCUGAAGUUGAUCUUAAGGGUCCCAGAGUAGAUAUCGAGGGCCCAGAGGUGGAUGUUGAUGGUCUGGAGGGAAAAAUGAAGAUACCCAAAAUGAAGCUGCCCAAGUUUGGCUUUAAAGGAGAAGGUCCUGAGGUGGACGUGAACCUGCCAAAGACAGAGGUCGACCUUUCAGGCCCCAAGGUAGACAUCAGUGUCCCAGAUGUGAGCGUUGAAGGUCCGGAGGGCAAACUGAAAGGUCCAAAACUGAAGAUGCCAGAAAUGCACGUGAAUGUUCCUAAAAUCUCGAUGCCCGAGAUAGACCUGAAUUUGAAAGGCCACAAAACGAAGGGAGGCUUUGACCUUUCAACCCCAAAGGUAGAAGGUAACCUGAAAGGUCCCGAAGUUGAUAUCAAAGGCCCUGAAGUUGACGUCGAAUGUCCUGACCUGAACGUUGAAGGCCCCGAGGUAAACGUCAAACUUCCCAAGUUUAAGAAGUCCAAGUUUGGGUUUGGGAUGAAAAGCCCGAAGGCAGAAAUCAAGGUCCCGGGCGCAGAAGCGGAUUUACCCGAGGCGGAGCUGAACGUGGAGUCGCCCGACGUCAGCGUCGCUGGAAAGGGUAAGAAGAGCAAGUUCAAGAUGCCAAAACUCCAUAUGAGCGGCCCUAAAGUUAAAGGCAAGAAAGGUGGGUUCGAUGUGAGUGCGGCUGGCGGAGAGCUCGAUGCGACGGUGAAACCUCCCGACCUGGACGUGAACGUAGCUGGUCCGGACGUGACGAUAAAAGGUGACGCGACGGUGAAGUCCCCCAAAGGGAAGAAACCCAUGUUUGGGAAAAUCUCCUUCCCAGACGUCGAAUUUGACCUUAAAUCGCACAGGUUCAGAGGGGACGCUUCUGUGGCGGUCCCAAAAAUGGAGGGGGAGCUUAAAGCCCCUGAGCUAGAAGUCUCUGUGCCAACCGCCCAAGGCGACGUCAAAGGCCCGAGUCUCAACGUGGACGUUGAAGCUUCCGACGUCAGCCUGAAGAAACCGAAGUUCAAACUUCCCGGUGGGCAGGUGGGCGUAGGGGACUCGAAAAUCGAGGGCAGCCUGAGAGGACCCGCCAUUGAUGUCGCCGUCCCCUCCGUCCCAGUGCCGGAUGUCGACGUAAAUGUGAAAGGACCAAAAGGAAAAGGUGAAGUCGGCGUUCCUGGAGCAGAACUGGAAGGUCCCGAAGGAAAGUUGAGGUUGCCCAAGGUGGGGAAAAUGGGUCUCGGUCUGGAAAUGCCGGAUGCAAACUUGGAUCUCUCUGUCCCAGCCGUGGAAGGGAGCGUGAGCCUCCCUUCGGCCGAUGUGAACCUCCGAGGUGUCGAGGUGAAGCUCAAAGGGCCCCAACUCUCUGGACCCGAUUUUGAUGGAAAGCUGAAAGGACCAAAACUAAAGGGAGAUCUGGAGGUUUCGAGUUCUGUGGAAGGGCCAAACGUCAGCCUGGACGCGCCAGGCGUCGACAUGGGAGGCUUGGGAGGAAAGCUGAAGCUGCCGAAGUUUAAAUCCCCCGCCGCCGAGGCGCCGGAUCCGAGUGUGAAAGGAGGCGUCGCCUGCUCCGUCCCGCCGAUGGAGGCGGAUGCGAAAGCCCCGGGUGCGAAUCUCGAUCUCGGCAUCCCGGGCUUCGCUACCAAAGGGCCCUCGGUGGAUGUCUCUGCCCCGGCUUUGGAUGUAAACCUGAAAGGACCAACGUUGAAAGGAGAUCUUGAUGUUUCUGCUGGCGUUAAAUCCCCCAUAGCAUCGGUGGACACGUCCGACGUCGGCUUUGAAAUUUUGGGUGGCACCAUCAAGCUCCCGUCCCUCAAGCUCCCCCAGUUUGGUAUUUCCAGUCCUGGUGUGGAUGGAGCCGACGUUGGUGUCGGUCUUGAAGGUCCCCAGGUGAAAGGCGGCCUGAAGGGCUCAGGGGCUGGUGUUGGCUUGGAAGGACCCGACGUGGAAUUGAAAGGGCCCAAAUUUCAAACGCAGUCGCUUGGUGUUUCCUUGCCGGACAUUGACCUGAAGCUGAAAGGACCAAACCUCCGGGGCGACGUCGACGUUGCCGGUGAAAUCAAAGGUCCAAAAGUCAGCGUGGAAGCGCCACGCGUCGACGUUCAGGAGCCCGGAGUUGGCGUCCACCUUGACGCUCCCGCCGCGGCUGCGUCUGCGCUGAAAGGUUCAGGGCUGGAUUUUAACGUUAACGUAAAAGGGCCGAAGAUCAAAGGCGGCGGCACCGUCUCUGGAGAAGCGGCGGCUCCGGCUGUGAGUGCCGCCGGGGGAGCUUUUCACGUUACCGGCCCAAAAGUCGGAAUCGGAGGUCCCGGCAUCGCCGCGAGCGCCCCGCACGGUAGCCCAGAAAGCAGCCUGGGAAAAGUAUCGUUCCCCAAGCUGCGAAUGCCUAAAUUCAUGUUUUCGGACCCCGAGGUGAAGGGCAGGGAGAUGGGGGUCGACGUCGAGUUCCCCGGGGCGGAUGCUCACCUCCAGGCCGGCGCCGCCGAGCUGGAGUCGGAGGACACGGAUGUCAGGCUAAAGAAAUCCAAAAUCAAAAUGCCCAAGUUCAAUUUUUCCAAGCCGAAGGGGAAGAGCAGCGGCGCCCUGGGCUCCCCGGAGGUUUCUGGGUCCGUUUCGGGAUCGAAAGGUGACCUGAAGAGCUCCAAGGUCAGCUUGGGGUCCGCAGAAGGCGAGCUGGACGGGGGAGAGGGGCCGUCGGCCAAAGGGAAGUUCUCCCUCUUUAAGAGCAAGAAGACGCGUCACCGGUCGUCGUCCUUCAGCGACGAGCGCUCGUCCCACUCGACGCCCACGGGAACCCUGGAGCUGGACGUCGGCUCGGGCGCCGACAAGGGGAAACAGGGCAAAAUGAAAUUCGGGACGUUCGGGGGGAUCGGCUCCAAGACCAAAGGCUCGUACGAGGUGACGGGAAGCGACGAGGAGCUGGGGAAGGCGCAGGGCAGCGGGGUCUCGCUGGCGUCCAAAAAAUCGCGCUUGUCCUCCUCCUCCAGCAACGACAGCGGGACGAAGGGCGGCUUCCGCGUGCCCGGCGUGGAGCUGACGGUGGCCAAGAAGAAAGAGUAG
This is a messenger RNA of Phaethon lepturus (White-tailed tropicbird), 4521 nucleotides long. Its product is annotated as neuroblast differentiation-associated protein AHNAK-like. The coding region runs from base 1 to 4521 and encodes 1506 amino acids. The record is from RefSeq and is a predicted model, not a curated record. Lineage: Eukaryota; Metazoa; Chordata; Aves; Phaethontiformes; Phaethontidae. Gene Ontology annotation, cellular component: cytoplasm; nucleus; costamere. Gene Ontology annotation, biological process: regulation of RNA splicing. The transcript has a single exon.